This is a messenger RNA of Cladophialophora psammophila CBS 110553, 690 nucleotides long. Its product is annotated as magnesium-dependent phosphatase-1. The record is from RefSeq and is a predicted model, not a curated record. Gene Ontology annotation, molecular function: acid phosphatase activity. Lineage: Eukaryota; Fungi; Ascomycota; Eurotiomycetes; Chaetothyriales; Herpotrichiellaceae. The annotation marks the transcript as partial. The transcript has a single exon.
CUCCAAAUGCGGAAAUCGCGCUCAUCCCAGCGACCUGUAUUUAGCCCAUCCUCGAUCCCCUCAACAUUCACGGACUCCCUUCCUCUCCCUACGAUAAUAGUCUUUGACUUAGACUACACGCUUUGGCCCUUCUGGGUGGACACCCACGUCUCUGCUCCUGUUAAACCGCAGGCCUCAACCCCUGGGACGCUGAAUACUCACAUGCUUGACCGCUGGGGAGAGGCAUUUUCAUUCUACUCCGAAGUACCUCACAUACUGGCCGCUGCGCGGGAAAAAGGCAUAGUUAUGAGUUUGGCGAGUAGAACUCACGCGCCCGACCUGGCAAGGGAUAUGUUAAAAGGCCUCCACGUCCCUGCUCCAACACAAUAUGAAUCCAAGGAGACGCGAGAGAGCAAGCUGUCAAGGGCGAUCGACCUAUUUACCCACCCACAAAUAUACCCGGGAUCGAAAACGACACACUUUCGCCGUCUUCAAACGCAACUCUCAAAUGAUGUCGGUGGACAUGGUCAUGGCCAGGGAGGACGAACGAUACCGUUCGAGGAAAUGCUCUUCUUUGACGAUGAAGGAAGGAAUCGUAAUGUGGAAACAGAACUGGGGGUUACCUUUUAUUUGGUGCCAGACGGGGUCGACAGGGAAGAGGUGGAUCGAGGAGUCUGGGAAUGGAGGAGAAGGAGAGGAAUUACACCAAAU